ACAAACGUUUGGCUAGCGGAGUUCACCAAGCAUCAAGUCUAGUGUGAACUAAGAGUGGCUACGACAAUGGAUGUUAUUGUUUCACUUUUUACUUGGUAACGAAGGACCUAACUGGAAGCUCGUGCUAGCCUCUCGCGCGGUGAAUAUACGGCCAGUCCAAGCGGGCCAUCACCGCCACGCACAACCCAGCUACAGCUAACGCUAAGCGACAGGUCACCAAUUAACCAUAACGAUUUUUUCUUUUUCUUAGAGUUACGGAAAAGUUACACAAUGGAAGGUUAAUGUUUUUCGCAAGCUGUAAGUGGGUGACAUGGCAACCGGAGGUGCUCCAUUUGAUGACAGUGCAGAAGAGGUGCAGACCUGGACAGCACCCAAUGGCAGUCUGGAAGACAGACUGAACAACAUGAACUGGGGGAUUCAGCAAAAGAAAGCUAACCGGUCGACAGAGAAGAACAAGAAGAAGCUUUCUGCAGCAGUGGAGAGCCGCCUGACUAAUGAUAUUUCACCAGAGUCCACCCCAGGGGCCGGCCGCAGGAGAACUCGCACUCCUCAUUCUUUUUCCCACAUCAAGUACACGACCCAAAUGUCCGUUCCUGACCAGGCUGAACUGGACAAGCUGCGCCAAAGGAUCAAUUUCACAGACCUGGAUGAGCGGAGCAUCGGCAGCGACUCCCAGGGCCGCGUCACGGCCGCCAACAACCAGCGGCAGCUAGCCGGGGAGAACAAGAAGCCUUUCAACUACCUGCCUCUGCAUGUCAACACUAACAAGAGCAAAGAGAUGCUCCAUCCCUCAGCCUCUGCCCCAACUACCCCAGCUAUCACCAAGGAAACCAAGAAGCAGAGUCCAGGGCGGAGGGAAACUUUAAGUCCUGUAGGUCCUUGCAAGGAGUCGCCAAGGAUGAGUCGCUGUGGGACAGAUAGAGGACUUCUGACACAGAGAGAGUAUGGGAGGCCAGAGCCCAAAAUAGACUGCAGCCAGGUGGUGAGCAAACUGGUUCAGAUUCGGGAAUACAUCAGUAAGGCCAGCGCCAUGAGGGACGAUCUGGUGGAUAAAAACGACGUUACCGCCAAUGUUGAGCGUCUUUCUUACCUCAUCGACCACCUCAAGGAGCAGGAGAAGUCCUAUCUACGCUUCCUGCAGAAAAUGCUUGCCCAGGAGAGUGACUGUGAGGUCGGGACGCUGGACUCCGCGGUCGGAUCAGCGUCACUGGCUGACAGCUCCUCCCUUAACAUAGAGGUCCAGUCUUCAGAUGCUUCAAAUAUAACAGGUGGUAGGACAGAGGGCAUGCGUGCCGACCAGAAGGAGGAGCUGGAGAACCUGCGUAAGCAGCAUGAGCUGCUGAAGAAGAUGCUGGAGCAGCAGGAGCAGCUCAGAGCGCUGCAGGGCCGGCAGGAAGCUCUAAUGGCCAUGCAGCACAGUGCAGAGCAGGCGCUCGCUGCGAUUGAAGACACAGUCGUGACAGAAACCACCGGCAGUGUUUCCGGCCUGAGCAUCACAUCAGAACUGAAUGAAGAGUUAAAUGAGCUGAUUCAGCGUUUCCACAACCAGCUUCACGACUCUCAGACCAAAACGGUGCCAGAUAACCGUUGUCAGGCUCAGAGCCUGUCCCUCUCCAGAGAAGUGUCCUGGUCCCGCCCCCCCCAGGCUGUUGGUCCACCUCAGCACAGGCCGCUCCUUCACUCUGCGUCCGGCCCGCAUGCCGGUCUGGACACCGAGGGAGUGUCCGCCAGCGCCAAACUCACCAAGUUACAAGAACUUCAAGACAAAAAGCAAACCAUGGACAAGAUUCUGCAAGAGUUGCAUUCCCUGCGAGACCAGACCCUGAACAACAACAACUCAAGUCGGGGCUUGUCAGCACAGUGCAGUCCAAGUUUAGGAGGAUCUUCAGAUUGUACAUCAGCUCUCUGCUCCAAUGCAGCCUCCACUUCCUUUCAGCCUUUAUUCACACAACAGGACGGUUCUGGUUCUUCAGACAAGCUCAGGAAGCUGAAGGAGGUCCAUAAGCGCCUUAAUGAACUGAGGGAGUUGGUUCAGUACUACGAGCAGACGUCUGACAUGAUGGUGGAUGCCGUCAAUGAAAAUGUGAAAGAGCCUGAUGAUGAUGAUAAUGAGGAGGAUGAAGAUGAGACGGAGGAUGGAUCCAUGUUUGAAACUGUGUUUGAGUUGGAGCAUGAGAAUCGCCAUCCUGGUGCGAACCUUAGAAACCCGCAGCGCAGCAGUAACUGGGCGGACGUGAAUAGCCUGACCAACGGCCGCAGCUUCAGGAGCGGCACCACAAACAACCAGGACGGUCGACUCAACACCGAGUGUGAAAUCAACAACCGAGCAGCAGCCAACCUCCGCAGCCUCAACGUCACCACGCCUAUAGAGUGCCAGUACAACAGGGACCUCCCCUACGUGGAGGUAAAGGUUGAGGAUGAUGAUGAUGAAGACGGCGUUGAUAAUGAUGAAGGAGGCCAGGCCAUGCUUCCAGACACUGCGUCGGAUUCCAGUCAAGAGAGUAGCUUUGGGAACGCUGCGGGUUUCCCUCCCAAGGUUCACCGCCAGACAGCGACUCAGAAGCUGAGGCAGCUGCAGGAGCUGGUUGCCAUGGUUCAGAGUGAUGACACGGAUGGAACCACAGCCAAUGACGACGAAGCUUUACACCAGCAGCCCAAUAACACCCGAUCUGCUGUGUGCGGGGCCUCUGGGGCCGGAUCCAAACAGAGUCCAAGAGACCUGGCUCUCUCCACGAAGGCCAGGGAGAAGAUGUACGAGGAGAAGUUGCGUCAGCAGAAGCAGGAGCUGAGGCAGCUUCACGAGGAGAGACAGAGACUCCUAGAAAUCCAAGGAAAGAUCCAGGACUUGCAGUGGACCUGCUCCGACCUUCCGUCGUCUGUGUCCAGCACAGGCAGCCAGCAGGGUCUGCUGAGGAAGGCUCCGCUUGCAGCUUCCACCCCUGCUAACGUCAAAGCUUCUCCUUCCCCUGGACCCAAAACCAACGUAACCGUGCUCAAACCCACCGCUCAGGAGGCAGCGGCUUCUUCCGUCACCGACAACGAGCUUUGGUCCGAAAUGAGGCGGAGACAAAUUUUGCGAGAAGACCUGCGACAGCGGCGAAAGCAGCUGGAGUCGCUGAUGGCCGAACAUCAGCGACGUAGCGGUUUCCGUGACUCCCCCUGUCCGAUGGAAGAGCAGGAGGGGAGUGCUACUCUCUCGCAGUCCAUCAACAGGGAUGAAAGAACAAUGGCCACAUGGGGUUCCAGUCCUUGCAACCUGGAUGAUGAGAAUGAGGAAGAGGAUGAUUAUCACUCUGAGAUGUGCGCUGAGGAGGAAGAGGAAGAAUGUACAGAGAGCAGCUCCGAUGAUGAGAUCCACAUCUACUCGUCGAGGAUGAACCAGAGCUCCUACAGUGACAGGAAGAAUCAGGGAAGUAACCUGAAGCCUCCGGCAGACUUUACUGGCGACACCGAGGCUCAACUUCACAAUGAGACGAAGGUGAAGGAUCAGAGUCGAGGCGCAAAGCCGCCUGUGGGCCAGCAUGGAGGCGUCCGGCGUCAGGAGAACCUGCGCUGGGCCUCAGAGCUCUCCUUCGCCGAGGGCUCCAGCCACUGGCAGGAGCAGAUAAACCAGCUCCAGAGGCAGCUGGACUUCAGCACCAGCAUGUGUCAGACGCUCCUGCAGGACCAACAGGCUCUGUCAUACAUGUUACAAACCCUGCUGACGGGUCAGUACAGCGUCUUACCCAACAACGUGUCGUCACCUCAAGUCCACCUGGUGAUGCAUCAGCUCAACCAGUGCUACACCCAGCUGGCCUGGCAGCAAAGCAACGUCCAGAGGCUGAAACAGGUUUUGAACGACCUGAUCCACCAGCAGCAUCAGCAGCAGCAUCAGCAGCAGCAUCAGCAGGCCUCCCCCUCAGCAGCGGGUUGGCAGACGAAGCGGACUUCGGCUCAGGGGUCCGGUCUCAGCUCCUCCUCCUCCCCCGGCAUCUUCCUUCCUUUUACCUCUACGAUGCAUCCUUCAGCCUUGUCUCCGUUCUGCCCUGGCUUCAACUUGUAUCCGUCAUUCCCCGGUGCCAUGGGUGAGUUUCCUCAGAAUCCAGAAGUUCCAGCUUCACCUGGACAACAUAAACUGGAUCCCAACACUUCGAUCAAAACCGAGUACAUGGGUUUCCCUCCACCACUGCAGCGCUCUCCUGUCAACACAGCUUCAGAAAGAGGAUCAGCUGCACGACUGAACACCUCCUACACCAACAACAUAACCCGACAUCUGCCAACUAAAGCGGAGCUGCAAGAGUCUCCUCCCUCGUCGCCCAUUUUUAACAAAUCCCAGUCUAGGGUGCAGGAGUUUAAGGUUUCACAGGACAGCUUUUGCAGCAUCCCCGAUCCCGAUGAUCCUGCCACGGUCACAAAGACCUUCAAGGCUGGGAAAAAGGCCUCUGCACAAGCCAACCUGGCAUCUCGAAGCAAAACCUCCAAAAACAGACGCAGGAAGAGCAAAGGGCACAACAAGAACAGCGAAGGCCAAGACAGCGACAGCUUUAGCAGCACUGCAGAGUUCGGCCAGGAGAGGGCAGCCUUGUCUCAUCACAAAGACCAGAAUCAGAUUCUGUUGGACAAACUGACUCAAGAAAAACUGGACAGCAAGGCGAGGCUCGGAACCAAACGGAACGACCUGUCCUCCGAUGCGAGCAGCGACUUCUCCUUGUUCGAGGCGCUGCGGGAGACCAUUUACUCCGAGGUGGCCACUCUGAUAUCGCAGAAUGAGUCGAGACCCCACUUUCUCAUCGAGCUCUUCCAUGAGUUACAGCUGCUCAACACAGACUACUUACGCCAAAGAGCUCUGUAUUCGCUGCAGGACAUAGUGACCAAGCACCUGGCAGUAAGGCGCGCGGCCGAGGACCAGCUGCCCCCGCUGGGGUCGGUUGUGUGGACAGCAGGCUCUCAGUCUGAGCUGACUCCCAGUCAGAGUCUGGUCACCAGUGAUGAAGAGGUGUUGGAGAAGAACUUGAGACAUGAGCAGGACCUAAAGAGGAGAGAAGACGCAGAAUCUGUUGAUAACGACAGCAACAUGUCAACCUCCUCCAACCUGGAACCUUUUGCUAGUGAUGACCUGGGCAACACGGUGAUUCAUUUAGACAAAGCUCUGGUGAGGAUUAGGGAGUAUGAGCGCAUGAAGCUUAAAGCCGAGUUUAACCCUCGCAGCACCAGCAGCAGGUCUGACGCGACAAAUGCUAGAGGUGCUUCCGCUAACCCUGCCGACCCAGUGGAAGAAAGUGCAGCCAACGGUGUGCACUGCCCUCAGAUCGACACCCAGCAGCUGGACCGGCAGAUUAAAGCCAUCAUGACCGAAGUCAUUCCCUUCCUCAAGGUGAACAUGAACGAAGUGUGUUCCCAUCAGCUGCUGACGUCCGUGCGCCGCAUGGUGUUGACUCUCACCCAGCAAAACGACGAGAGCAAGGAGUUUGUUCGCUUCUUCCACAAGCAGCUGGGGGGAAUCCUGCAGGAGUCUCUCUGCAAAUUCGAGGGCCGCACGCUGAGGGACUGCGGGGAGGACCUGCUGGUGGAGAUCUCAGAGAUCCUCUUUAACGAGCUGGCCUUCUUCAAGCUGAUGCAGGAUCUGGACAGCAGCAACGCCGCCGCCAGCCUGGGAGCUAAAUAUAAAAAUAAGAAAAAGUCUCCACAGCUCUGUAAAACAAAUCAGAACCUGGAGGACAAAUCAGAAGCAGAUGCUGCUAGGUCUGUUUCUCCAGCAUUUGCUGAUGAGGACAAGGAUCAAGAUGAGACAGAAAAGCAAGAAUCUGGCGUCCUGCAGGAGGAUUACCUGCAGACUGAGGGGAGGAGCAGCCAUGGGUCAGAAGGUGAGGAGGAGGAGGAUGAAGGACAUGAGGAAGCAGCUCCUCUGUCAAUCAGUCUGUCUAAAGCAGAGACUCAGGCUCUGACCAACUACGGCAGCGGAGAGGAUGAAAACGAUGAGGAGGAGGUGGAGGAGUUUGAAGCUGGACCUGUAGACGUCCAAACGUCUCUGCAGGUUUCGGCUGACGGACAGGCGGAGCAGGAAGUGGUGGCGGCGGUCACAACCAGCAGUGAACCUGAGGAGAAAAUCUCUGAACAGAACUGUUCAGAGACGAACGAGGUCAGUCAUCCAGCCGAGACCUUGGACUCCUCAGCUGAAGAGCGCACUCUGGUGGAGCUCCAGAGCCCUGAGGAGCAGCAGGAAGCUGUGGCUGCAGCUGCUGCAGAGGGGGCUGCUGAACCCUGCCAUGACGUUCCCAAGGAGACGGUCAGCAGCAGCAGCCCCAGCUCAGACUCGCCCGUCCUCGUUAGCGGCGACGAAAUCGGAUCGGGAAACACGAGUCAAAAGUCGGAUGAGGAAGACUUCGUCAAGGUGGACGACGUUCCUCUGCAGCUUACAGUGAUGUGCGAGGAGGAGCUGCAGAAGAGGAUCGUGGAGGAGCAGCAGAACAACAACCUUUCUGUGGAGAUCCUGAACGGGAACGCCGAGCUGCUGCCCGGGCUGGUGGGGAACGCCCAGGCUCUGAAGGAACCAGACACCAUUGAUGCCCAGAGCGUGUAAAGACGACUCCAGAUGUUUCGCUCUGCUGAUUCACUGAGAAUCCUCCCCUCAGUUUGCUUCUCUAAUCCGCUCGUUUGGACGAGAAAAGUUCUACGUUAGCUGUGAAUCUUUAAGGAAGCUCAACACUCUAAGUUCAUUUUAUUCCUUAAUGUUUGUUGUAAUUUACCACUUUGUUUGGAUUUAUCUCCUGCUGCUGAUCACAUCCAGAUGGUUCUUUGGUUCUGGGAUUAGUUUGACAUGUUUUAUUACUUUUUUUAUCUCUUCUUUCCUGGCCCUGCUGUAGCUCUUUUCACUGUACUCAUAAUCAUAACCAUCUCUUGAUGGUUCAACCAGCUGCUGUUACAACAAAUAGUCUGUGUAAAAUUAAGUACACCCUCUUUAAAUUCUAGGGUUUUGUUAUUUGGAGGGUUUUGUUUUUUUUCUGGCAGUGUAUUUAAUUUUUGCCCACAUAUUCCAUGUUAAUGUCUUUUUGUUUUCCACUUCAGGUUAGAUUCAGAUAGUUUUAGUAUCUAUAGAGAUCAUUAAAGUUCUGGAACUGACAAGUGUACUUUUUUUAAUGACUUUAUGUACAUAUGUGUGUGUGUGUGUGUGUGUGUGUGAGAUGGGGUAAAUAGAGCAAAUCUGUUAGUUGAAGUUUUUCUGCUCAAAAUGAUUCCUUUUCUCAUCCUCAGAACUGUAACAUGUUUCUGCUUUUCUUAUAAUAAACUGAAUGACUGGAGCUGAUUUUUCAGAAGAAAAUCAGUCACACUCUUGUUUGGUAGAUUAGAUCAUAUUUUAAACAUUACAAAAAUUAUGUUAUAAAACAGCAGACAAUCUGGGAAUGUGUUUGUUAAACAAUUUAAAAAAAUUAAAAGGUCAUCAUGAGGUACGUCUGUCAGUACGAGCUUAAAACAAACAUUUCUCAGCAAGGCAGGACUUUUAUAGUAAGACGAAGAAGGUUCAAGAAAAGCAAACAAAUCUGCAGGUUUAGUUUCCCUCAUAACAAGAACUGGAAUAUUUUCCUCCAAGCUUCACAAAAUCCAGACGUCAGUGGGACUUCAGUGUUACGAUGAACGGUUCAGGUCAACC
Molecule: messenger RNA, 7627 nt
Organism: Gambusia affinis (western mosquitofish)
Lineage: Eukaryota; Metazoa; Chordata; Actinopteri; Cyprinodontiformes; Poeciliidae
Gene: pcm1
Product: pericentriolar material 1
Exons: 39
Coding region: 311-6559 (2082 amino acids)
Biological process (GO): microtubule anchoring at centrosome; intraciliary transport involved in cilium assembly; protein localization to centrosome
Cellular component (GO): ciliary basal body; centriolar satellite; centriole
Source: RefSeq, a predicted model, not a curated record